Paramuricea clavata is the source of this 378-nucleotide messenger RNA. The record is from the annotation of a GenBank genome assembly. NCBI's taxonomy places the organism in Eukaryota, Metazoa, Cnidaria, Anthozoa, Malacalcyonacea, Plexauridae.
AUAGGGACUUAUCAUCUUCGAAGUCGGAGAAUUGCUCCACAGAAUGUCUAAUCAGCAACGGGCUGGACGAAGCUAGAACGCUUAACAAUGACGACCAUAAUAAUAUCGUGGACUUAUCGUCUGAUAUAUCAACUGCCCUACAUGAUCCUUUAUCACUAAACCACUCAAGCAACGACGGAGAUCUACAGAUAACGAACCUAAAUCUAUCUUUCAGUCCAAAUUUACAAACUAACUGUGGUGAUAAUUCCGUUCAUAACAAAGACGGCAAUUUGCACGUUGUAAUGCAGACGGGCACUCAGAGUGAGCAAUGUAAACCUGAUAGUACAACUAAGAGUACAACGAGUGUAAGCCAAAACUCGGGACCUUGUGAAUGUGUGA